AUGAAGUUUCCAUUGUCCCGUGCACCGUUUGGCAAUUACCCGGCACUAUCGGAAGCACAAAGCCGCAAAAUUGAGUCAAUUGUUCAGCAAACUCUAUUAGAGACCGUAGGAGAAUACGAAGUACACCAACAAAAGAAGCGACGAGUUCUGCCUCGAUCUCACUACAAGGUUGUCAAAAAAGUUGAAAACCUCAUUUGCUACCGUCAACGGCUCGUCCAUGGCAACGCAAAUGAUGUUGUAUGGCGUAUCCCAAAAAUCGUGACGAUUGGAGUAAUGGUUGGUACAUUGGACGAUGUCAUGUAUGGAUUGCUUGCUACAGACGCAACGUCUACGUUUAUUCGGGCAUCGUAUACCAACGAGGAGCUGCUGGAUUCGGAGCUGCUGCACUGCAUUGAGUCUCCAACGAUCGAGACCCCAUUUCAAUUUUGUGGUGUCAAAUGGCACGUACUGGAACUGACCAAGAUUGCGACAAAACGCGACUUUGUGUUCGUCGAGGCAACAGGAAUUAUCGUUCGUCCGAAUGGUGAGCGCAUAGGUUAUCAUAUCAUGCACUCCGUGGACCUUCCAGAGCUCGGCGAACUAUCAGAGAAAUACCAGGUGCUACGAGCUCGUGUCGUGACUUGCAAUCUUUUUCGGCAGCUUUCUAACAACACAAUCGACGUGUACAUGACGGGCCUUGUCGACCCAAACGGACACAUGAUGGGUGCAGUUGCCACGACAGCUACAGUCCGACUUCUUCUGAGGCUUGGACAAGCUUUCGAGUGUUCGCAUAGCAAGAAACUCGAGUAUUUGCUCGAGCAGCAGCAAAAGAAGCGGGCUAAUCAUUUUAGCCGUAGUAAUGGCUUGGUCGCGUUCUCAAGACCAAACGAAGCACUAAAGCCUUGUGCCGUGUGCACGACCACAUUGCACAUGUUCCGCAGCGUUGCUCGCUGUGAGCUCUGCUCUGAAGCAGUUUGUUCUCGGUGCCGUGUUACUAGGCGUUUGAGCUACCGAGUUGCGCGCCCGAAGGAGCUUAAGCAGCAAAACACUAUCUUUUGCACAGCGUGUGUGGCAAAAGGCUCCAUUUACAGCGCUGUUAGUGUUGCUCGUGCCGAACUGCAACUACAGUCAUCGUUCCGUAAGAUUGCGUCAAUCCGAACGAACAACUUGGUCUCUACUCAACUGCGCCGAUUCCUGAUAAGCUCGAGUAUAUCUAGCAACACCACAGCGUUAUCUUCAUCGACCUACUCGCGUUUUGAGACGCCAGUGGAGACAGAUGAGAAUCUGUUGAAUCUAACUACUCGACAAAGGAAUCGGAGUUCUGACGACUUGAACGUGCCAGCUCGGAAACGGUCACUGACCCACCCGCCCGUGGCGAAUGACAAGGCAGAGAUGGAGAAGCUGACUGAACUAGAUUUGUGUGACAGCAUCAGCAUGGUCAGUUCCAGCAGCGAUUACAUGGACGAGGAGUUCGACGAAAAUGACGUAGAUACAAGGCAAAUCCACACGUUCUCGGAUCUACCCGAAUUUGAUUCAGCGGACAAGCUCGCAAUUUCAAUGCCAAUGAAGCCUUACACGUCCGAGUCAGAAAGCCACGAGCGACGUCAGCGCGAGCUCAUGCGACGCAUGGUAGAGUUGCGACAGAAUGCUGAAAGCGUGUAUCAGCUUACACAGAGGAACACGCAGUCAAUGUGGUGCAGCGGUGUGCCAUCAAUAUCGCAGUCGGUCUACCUUACAAACAGUGUUUUGGACAUUGACCUGGACUGA
Molecule: messenger RNA, 1746 nt
Organism: Peronospora belbahrii
Lineage: Eukaryota; Oomycota; Peronosporomycetes; Peronosporales; Peronosporaceae
Source: the annotation of a GenBank genome assembly